GGCACCCCUGCCUUCAACAACAACAACAAUGAUCAGCUGACUCCAUGAACACAACAUCUGCACGUGGCAUGAAGGAGAAGAAACAUGACGUCCAGUCCUCAAUAAAACACAUCUUGUUCAGUCAUCGUCCAUGCAGCAGCUGAAAACAACAACAAACUUCCAAGUCUUGCAGAAUAAACAGUGAUGUGCCAUUGUGACUCGUCUCCCAACAUCAUCGCUGUGCCGUCAUCGGCAGGAGGAAUCCUUUACGCAAGCUGCACGGACCUUAAAGAAGAAUCUUUACAACAGGUGGACAUUUGGACACCUGCGUUGCCUGGAGACAUUCGGAACACGUGAUACGAUUUGUGACCAUUGUGUCUCAAUUCUGCCACCAUUCCUCGUGAACGAGCCAGACUGAUACGACGCCAGACACACUUAUUGCUUGAGGUCAAAGGUCAAAAUUGUGAAAAUGCUGCCAAACAGACUAGUGAUAUAUGGAGCAAUGGCAAAAUCAAGCUCAUAUCGACCUUGGAGACGCAAUUUACAUUUAAAUAACUAUAUUAUGCAUUCAGGUGAAUGUUUAUUGGGUGCAUUAAGAAGACCAUUGUGGCCCAAACUUUUACAACCGGAUGGAUUUGGGAGGUCAUUACAGCAUAUAAAAAAAAUACACACAACAAGCCCUCGGUAUGUAAACCCAAUGUUAGUGGCUGUUCUUCGUCCCUUAAGCAAAAUGCUAGCAGUUUUGGUAGGCCGUGGAUUCAGAAAGUGGUGGCAAUCCAUGCCAAAGCAGAAAAGGGAUCUUUUUAUCCAACACUUUAUUCGCAAUAAAUUUUAUUACAUUGGUGGAUCAGCUGUGUUUGGCUUUGUUGGUCACACUUACUAUGAAAGUCAUGUAAUUACCACUCCUUUCACUAAACGCAGAAGAUUUAUGAUAUUCAAUCAAGAUCAGCUUCAUACUAUUGCAAAGCAAAUUUAUGAAGAGGAAAUGGCACAGUUUGGACAUCAAAGGCUGCCACAGAAUCACCAUAUGGUUGACCAAGUUCAAAGGGUGGGUAACCGAAUACUGCAGGCCAACAAUAUUAUACCACAACUGUACACCAAGAUUUGGACUGUUACUGUUAUUGAUGACCCCUCGGACAACUGCUUUGUCCUACCGAGUGGUGACAUUAUUAUGUUUCGUGGGAUGAUGGAUCUCCUUGAGAAUGAUGACCAAGUUGCUGUUAUCCUGGCACAUGAAAUGAGUCAUGUUAUCUUGGAGCAUGCAGCAGAGCAACUCAGUCAUGGCUAUCUACUUGACAUCUUGAUUCUUGUGCCCUUGGCAGUAAUCUGGGCAUUUAUUCCAAGUGAUGGUCUUGCAGUAGUCACUCAUUGGUUCUUAAAUAAAGUAACCCAAAUUCUGCUUCACCUACCUUACUCAAGAACUUUAGAAAAAGAAGCAGAUUCAGUUGGAUUGCAGUUAGCUGCAAAGGCUUGCUAUGAUGUACGUGAAGCCAGUGCAUUUUGGGGUAGAAUGUCUGUGAUGGAUAAGCUGCGCAAAGAACGAGGUGAAACAGGAGUGAACCAUGCUUGGCUAUCAACACACCCAUCACAUAACAACCGGCAAGAGAUGAUUGAUUCACAGAUGUCUGAGGCCAUUAUUCUGCGGCAUGCCUGUCAAUGUCCACAGCUAAAAUCCAGGGAUCCUAGACACUCCAUAUGGAUGCUCCAAAAGCAGCUGACACAACCAUCAAAAAAUAAACAGCUAAAAGAAUUGCCUGCUGAUGAUCUUAAAAUUAUCAGAAAAAGCACUGAAGCUCCCAAGCAAAAUACAGAAUCUCUUGUUAACCAGUAACGUCAGAUAAUAGCAAUUAACGUUCAUAUUAUCUAUUUUUUGGUAUUACAGUACUUUCUUUGUUUACUGUAGUAAUGUUUACUGAAAAAAUUAUAUUUUUAACAUUUACAAAUUGCUAGAAGUUGACUAAACUUUAGGUAUUGUAGUAGUCGAUUGGUGUCCAUAAUUGAAGUUAGCCAACUUAACAAUUUAUGUUUGCAACAAGUUGUAUUAGUUGUAGGUUAAAAAAUAAAGUGUUACUCCAAGUAUAGCUUAAUUGCAUAUCUGAUCAUUGUUUUAAUGAAGGGUAAAAACAUCAGCCUCACAAUUAUCCAUGUAUAUUUUUUUGUAUAAUUUUUUUUUAGCACAAUAAACCUUUGAAUGUU
Molecule: messenger RNA, 2175 nt
Organism: Procambarus clarkii (red swamp crayfish)
Lineage: Eukaryota; Metazoa; Arthropoda; Malacostraca; Decapoda; Cambaridae
Product: metalloendopeptidase OMA1, mitochondrial
Biological process (GO): protein quality control for misfolded or incompletely synthesized proteins; mitochondrial protein processing
Cellular component (GO): mitochondrial inner membrane
Molecular function (GO): metalloendopeptidase activity
Source: RefSeq, a predicted model, not a curated record